Acomys russatus (golden spiny mouse) is the source of this 1309-nucleotide messenger RNA. RefSeq names its product zinc finger protein 431-like. The record is from RefSeq and is a predicted model, not a curated record. Lineage: Eukaryota; Metazoa; Chordata; Mammalia; Rodentia; Muridae. The coding region runs from base 1 to 1089 and encodes 362 amino acids. Gene Ontology annotation, molecular function: RNA polymerase II cis-regulatory region sequence-specific DNA binding; DNA-binding transcription factor activity. Gene Ontology annotation, biological process: regulation of transcription by RNA polymerase II. The transcript is spliced from 3 exons.
AUGUAUCUCAAUGGCAGGCAUCAAAGAAGUCAGACUGGAAAGAAACCCUAUGAAUGCAUCCAGUGUGGGAAAGGCUUUGCCUAUUAUAGUUGUCUUCAAAAACAUGAAAAACUUCAUACUGGAGAGAAACCCUAUGAAGUUAUUCAAUAUGGUGAAGCCUUUGCACAUCACAAAUGUAGUCAAUGUGAUAAAGCCUUUGCAUGUCAUAGUAAUCUCCGAAUUCAUAAAAGAACACAUACUGGAGAGAAACCCUAUGAAUGUCAUCAAUGUGGUAAAGCCUUUACAUGUGACAGUAAUCUCCGAAUUCAUAAAAGAACACACACUGGAGAGAAACCCUAUGAAUGUAACCAAUGUGGUAAAGAUUUUGCAUGUAACAGUACUCUGCUAACACAUAAAAGGACACAUACUGGAGAGAAAUCCUACAAAUGUAAUCAUUGUGAUAAAGCCUUUUCACAAGACGUUUCUUUACGAAGACAUAAAAGAACGCACACUGGAGAGAAACCCUAUGAAUGUCAUCAAUGUGGUAAAGCCUUUGCAUGUCACAAUUAUCUCCGAAUACAUAGAAGAACACAUACCGGCGAGAAACCCUAUGAAUGUAAUCAAUGUGGUAAAGCCUUUGCAUGUCACAAUUAUCUCCGAACACAUAAAAAGACACAUACUGGAGAGAAACCUUUUGAAUGUACUCAAUGCGGUAAAGCUUUUACACGUUACAAUAGUCUCCGAAUACAUAAAAGAACACACACUGGAGAGAAACCUUAUGAAUGUAAUCAGUGCGAUAAAGCCUUUUCACAACAAGGUCAUCUCCGAGUUCAUGAAAGAAUACACACCGGAGAGAAACCCUACAAAUGUAAUCAAUGUGGUAAAGCCUUUGCAUGUGAAAAUCACCUUAAAAAUCAUGUAAGAAUUCAUACUGGAGAGAAACCUUACAAGUGUAAUCAAUGUAAUAAAGCCUUUGCACAAAAAGGUAGUCUCAAAAUACAUAAAAGCACACAUACUGGAGAGAAACCCUACACAUGUAAUCAGUGUGGUAAAGCUUUUUCACAACACAGUUACCUACGAAUACAUAAAAGAACACAUAACUGCAUGUAGCAGUAGGCUUAGGAACUAGGAAAAGUCAUACUGCAAGGAAACCCCAUAAAUGUAGUCAGUGUGGUAAAGUUUUAUACUUCAUGGUAUCUCUUUAUACAAGAGUAAAACCUUUAUUGUGUAAUCAGUCUGUUAAAGCCCUUGCAUAUUACAGUAGUCUUUGAGGACCUGAAAGAAUUCAUACCGAGGGGAAUCUAUAAUGAUAAAAGAAUUGGUAAGAUCU